UAAGAGAAAGGAAAACCAAUAAAGCAAGAAAAUAAAAGGGAUCCUGCCUUUUGUACUCUCGGGCCAUGUGGAUGAACGGUGAAGAUUCGACCUAAACAGUAGGCGACAACAGUUGGAACGAAGCCACGAACUAUAUCUGCGAUUCUACUAGCACAAUCGUCUGUGGCGGUUUAGUCGAAGAUUUGCCAUCUUCCGACUACGCCAUAUUGGGAUAGGGCUCGAUUUGUCCUUUAUCCGACCAGGUCGAAUUCCGUUCCCGGCCGAGUUCUCUCCCGGGGAACGGGGCCCUUUACGUGGCGUCGAAACCCUAGUGUUCAUGGUGUUGCAAGGAAUGUGUGCAUUUGCCAUUGGACUAGGAUAAAUUUGCAAGGAUCAUAUCAACAGUAGUGGUUGUAAGCCCUAUGAUAAUAAUGCCACUCAGUUGUGGGCCAGAUAUAUGAACCAAGAUUCUCAGAGCUAGAUAUAACUGCCUCUCCUUAGAUGAAGCUGGUGUUGGUAUAUUUGAUCUUGUAUUGAACGAAGGAAGAUGCCACCAUAUUGGAAGACUCCUCACAUUGAUCUAAAUCUCACCCCUCCUCUGUGGACAUUUUAUUUAUGUUCUCUGCCACAUUUAGGAGAAAAGAAGAUAUUAAUGUUAUGAUAUAAUAGGAAGCAAUGGAUUCAGAGAAAAAAUUCCCUGUCAAUGCCAAGGACUACAAAUUAUACGAGGAAGUUGGGGAAGGUGUCAGUGCCACUGUUUAUCGGGCUCUUUGCAUUCCUCUUAACGAGAUUGUUGCCAUCAAGGUUCUUGAUCUGGAAAAGUGUAACAAUGACCUGGAUGGUAUCCGUCGAGAAGUACAAACAAUGAGCUUGAUUGAUCAUCCAAAUCUAUUACGGGCACAUUGUUCAUUUACCGCAGGUCAUAACCUUUGGGUUGUGAUGCCAUAUAUGGCUGGUGGGUCAUGUCUUCAUAUUAUGAAAUCUUCCUAUUCAGAAGGUUUUGAAGAACCUGUUAUUGCCACAUUGUUACGUGAGGUUCUCAAAGCUCUUGUCUAUCUUCAUUCCCAUGGGCAUAUCCAUAGAGAUGUCAAGGCUGGGAAUAUAUUAAUUGAUUCUAAUGGUGCAGUCAAGUUAGCAGACUUUGGGGUAUCUGCAUGCAUGUUUGACGCUGGGGAUAGGCAACGCUCAAGAAAUACUUUUGUUGGAACUCCAUGCUGGAUGGCUCCAGAGGUUAUGCAGCAGCUUCAUGGAUAUGAUUUUAAGGCGGACAUCUGGUCAUUUGGAAUAACAGCGCUUGAACUUGCUCAUGGCCAUGCUCCAUUUUCUAAGUAUCCGCCCAUGAAGGUUCUGUUAAUGACGCUACAAAAUUCGCCACCAGGCCUUGACUAUGAGAGGGACAAGAGAUUUUCAAAGUCUUUCAAAGAGCUGGUAGCUGCUUGCUUGGUGAAGGAUCCAAAGAAGCGUCCUUCUUCGGAGAAGCUCUUGAAGCAUCAUUUCUUUAAACAUGCACGGUCAAUUGAUUAUUUGACACGUUCCAUUCUUGAAGACUUGGCCCCACUGGGUGAUCGUUUUAGGAUGCUGAAGGCAAAAGAAGCUGAUCUUCUUUUGCAGAACAAAGCUUUAUAUGGGGACAAGGAGCACUUGUCACAGCAAGAAUAUAUCCGAGGAAUCAGUGCUUGGAAUUUUAAUCUGGAGGAUUUGAAGAAUCAAGCUGCCCUUAUUCAGGAUUGUGAUGUUGCCUCAAACUCUGAAGGACCUAAUAUGACUGGGAAGGAUAGGGACGGAAACGAUGAUGUUGGUUAUCUGACAGAGAAGCUUUUACCUAAUAAGGCUAAUCAGUUGGAUUCUACACCCCAACCAGACGAUGUUGCCAAUAAUAUUGAUCAUUUGGAGAAUUCACUUGCGGCUUUUCCUAUUCGACCUCUUCAGGCACUCAAAGGUUGUUUUGAUGUCUGUGAGGAUGACGUGGGGACCAGUAGUCCAAGUUGGAAAGAUGCCAUUAGAUCAGAUUCUGAACAGCAGUGUCAAUUACAGUCAUCGUCAAAAGAUGAAGACCAAGAAGUAGCAAGAGAUGAUGGCGAGAAUAUGGGACAGAAUAGCUAUUUGGUACGAACUGUAGUUCAAGGUCAAAAAAAAAUUCUCAGCGGUCCACUGCUGCAGGAUAAUACUAAUUCUCCCAAAAAAGUUGGUGAUGGUGACAGGGAAUUUGUAAAACCAAGAUAUCAACCAGAUCGGAAUUAUAGUGGCCCACUUUCACACCGUCCAAAGAAAGACAUUAACCAUCUUCCAUCUGAUGAUACUUCAGAGGGAGCAGUUGUCCAACGUAAGGGACGAUUUAAAGUCACUUCAGCAGAUCUGAGUCCCAAGGGUCCUGCAAACUGCUGCUCCAGUGCGGUUUCUGGAAGUUCAUCCAUUCUGACAAUUCCUACUCUUCCAGCUGCUUCAGUUCUUCCAUCAUUACAAUCCAUUUUGCAGCAGAACUCUAUGCAAAGAGAAGAAAUACUUAAACUGAUCAAAUAUGUGGAGCAAACUUCUGGAAAUUCCAUGGAGUAUUCUGAGAUGCCACUUGCUUCUAUUAGGGAGAGAGAGCUGCAGUCUCAGGUGAUCCAGCUGCAGCAAAGCAUUGGGAGUCUUGUUGAAGAAUUGCAAAGGCAAAAGAUGAAAAAUGCUCAGUUGGAAAAGAAAUUGAAUGCUUUGGUGAAGAAAGAGGAAAAGAUACGGGAAUAAUAAUGCUCUAUAGACGAAGACGACGACGACGACGACGAAGUCCAUCUUUCUACCCAUUUGGGUCCACGCAGUAAAGAGUUUGAUGGCCAUCUUGCAAUGCAAGGUACCACUCUCCUCUACUAGAACCGAUUCGGUGCAUACAACUUCUUCUGGUCAAGUCUAGUAGUGUACAUGUGUGACGGCAAGACAGGUCCAAAUUUUGAGUCGCUGCUCCAUAGUCCAUCCUCAGAAUGUGGUUAUGUGUUGUAAUUUAAUGAUUGAAUAUGGUAAUUAUUAUAUUUCCAUAUUUCAAUAUUGGACGUCUCUCUCUCUC
Diospyros lotus (date-plum) is the source of this 3019-nucleotide messenger RNA. RefSeq names its product serine/threonine-protein kinase BLUS1. Gene Ontology annotation, molecular function: ATP binding; protein serine/threonine kinase activator activity; protein kinase activity. The coding region runs from base 655 to 2706 and encodes 683 amino acids. The record is from RefSeq and is a predicted model, not a curated record. Gene Ontology annotation, biological process: protein phosphorylation. NCBI's taxonomy places the organism in Eukaryota, Viridiplantae, Streptophyta, Magnoliopsida, Ericales, Ebenaceae. The transcript has 22 exons.